Candoia aspera is the source of this 3082-nucleotide messenger RNA. RefSeq names its product homer scaffold protein 1 (gene HOMER1). Gene Ontology annotation, biological process: G protein-coupled glutamate receptor signaling pathway; regulation of store-operated calcium entry. The record is from RefSeq and is a predicted model, not a curated record. NCBI's taxonomy places the organism in Eukaryota, Metazoa, Chordata, Lepidosauria, Squamata, Candoiidae. Bases 876 to 1940 code for a protein of 354 amino acids. Gene Ontology annotation, molecular function: G protein-coupled glutamate receptor binding. The transcript is spliced from 9 exons. Gene Ontology annotation, cellular component: plasma membrane; dendrite; postsynaptic density.
UGCCGUGGGAAGGACCGCGGCUCCUCAGCCGCCGCCUCCCGCGUUGCAUCCACUGCCUUCCCGCUUCUUCUUCUGCCCGUAGCCCCCUCCCGCCCUUGGAGGGGAUGCGUGGCCCGUGCCCUGCCUCAGCUGCUGGUCUACCGGAGCCCGAUGUCAGCGCCGGCGAGGGGGCUUCUUCCGCCGGCUGCUGCUGCUGCUGCUUGGAAAAAUGAAGCGACACCCCCCAUCCUCUCGCUGCUGCUGCCGCUGCCGCCGACGGGGGUGUUAGAAGGAAGGGCGGCGCGGAGCGCUGCGCACACCGCAAGCCCCCCGUCUCUGUACCUGAGACGGACCGCGAUCCGGGGCGCUCGUUGUUCUCGGGCAUUUCAAUAAACUGCUUAGGCAUCCGCGCUGCUGUGGAUUUUUUAAUCCUCCUGCUAGAGGCGGGCGAGUGCCUCCCCUUCUCCCCGCAGGAGGAGGAUUGGCUUGGUGCUGCCGCUGCCUCUGCUACUACCUCCUUCUUGUCCGCCGCCUCCUGACAGGGAGCUGGAGACCCCUUCGUGCAGGGGGCUCGGUGAAGAAGACGGGCUCUAGGAGGCUAUGGGGCAGGGUCUCUUCGUGUGGAUGCCCUAGGUAGAUUCUCAUCCUCCUCCCCUCGAAAGGGUUGCGAUUUUUUCAGAACCCCUUCUACAUUCCCAAAUGCCCGUGGACUUCAGUGUUUAAAAUCCGGCCGAAGAAGGCACGUAAGACCACCUGGAAAAGGCGGAAAAUUGGCUGGAGAGGACUGUCAGGAUUAAUAACUGGCCGGGGUGCGCUCGCAGCGUAGGAAACGGGGGAAAAUCCUUUCAAGAAUUGAUCUGCUAAGCAACGCGCACGGCACGUCUUCAUUGGUCAUCAUGGGGGAGCAACCCAUCUACAGCACCCGAGCUCAUGUCUUCCAAAUUGACCCAAAUACAAAGAAGAACUGGGUUCCCACCAGCAAGCAUGCUGUUACUGUGUCCUAUUUCUAUGACAGCACAAGAAACGUCUAUAGGAUUAUCAGCUUGGAUGGCUCAAAGGCAAUAAUAAAUAGUACCAUCACUCCCAACAUGACAUUCACAAAAACAUCACAGAAGUUUGGUCAAUGGGCAGAUAGCAGAGCAAAUACUGUUUAUGGCUUGGGCUUUUCCUCCGAGCAUCAUCUCUCAAAGUUUGCAGAAAAGUUUCAGGAAUUUAAAGAAGCUGCACGACUAGCUAAAGAAAAAUCCCAAGAAAAGAUGGAAUUAACAAGUACACCAUCACAGGAAUCUGCAGGUGAUAUUCAGUCUCCUCUUACACCUGAGAGCAUUAAUGGGACAGAUGAUGAAAGAACAAUGCCAGAAGUGACACAAAAUUCAGAACCAAGGGCUGAACCAACCCAGAAUGCAUUGCCAUUUGCGCAUAGUUCGGCAAUCAGCAAGCACUGGGAAGCAGAACUUGCUACGCUAAAGGGUAACAAUGCCAAGCUGACAGCAGCUCUCCUUGAGUCCACUGCCAAUGUGAAACAAUGGAAACAACAGCUUGCUGCGUAUCAAGAGGAAGCAGAACGUCUACAUAAACGGGUGACUGAGCUGGAGUGUGUGAGUAGUCAAGCAAAUGCAGUUCAAACUCAUAAAACAGAAUUAAAUCAGACAAUACAAGAAUUAGAAGCAACACUGAAGAAAAAGGAAGAGGAAAUAGAGAAGUUGAGAGAAGAAAUUGAUAAUGCCAGAGAGCUUCAGGCACAAAGGGACUCUUUAACUCAGAAAUUACAAGAAGUAGAAGUUCGAAAUAAAGAUCUAGAAGGCCAACUAUCUGAUCUUGAACAGCGUUUGGAGAAAAGUCAGAAUGAACAAGAAGUUUUUCGCAAUAACUUGAAAACACUUUUAGAAAUUCUUGAUGGCAAAAUUUUUGAACUGACAGAACUACGAGAUAAUCUGGCCAAGCUAAUAGAAUGCAGCUAAAGAACCCAGGAUCUCAGUGCCAAACAUCUUAAAGAUGCACUGUCUCUCUUCAUACAGGACUUUGUUGGGAUCUGCAUCAAAGUUGCACAAAAUUAGAAAAAUGCUCCUUCGGAAGGGCCUGUUUUAAUUUUCAACAAUAUACAAUAUACAGUAUUUCAGUGUAAAAUUUCAGAAUUCAGUUUGUAGCUAGUUGAAAAGAAAAAUAACUUGAAGUACAAAUUACCUCCUUGUAUAUAAUUGGCCAUAGAUAACUCGAGGGUAUUAACAGUAAUUGAAUGCAAUCCUUUUCUAAUUAUUAGCCAGUGAAAUAAUAAGUGCCCCAAAUGACAUCCCUCUUAGUGUUCCACACAAUGUAGGUGAUCAGUUUUAUUUUCUUUGUUGAUUAAGGCACCUGUAUGCUGUGUUUUGUGCAAGAACUUUGUGAUGACAGCCCUCUCUUCUGUUGUAAUCUGAAUAAUUUCUCAGGAUAUUUUGUACUGUUGAGAAACAGUGCAUUACCAAUUAAUUCUUGUCAGGAGUGAGAGAGAGUUGCAUCUUUAAUUCAGACCUAAUGAAUUAUUGCUUGUAUAGAGUUCUUCCCUUUUUUAUACUGGAAGAUACUGUCUUUAUUUACAAUGUUCACUCUGGUGUUCUAUAAUAUUGUCUAGUGUAUGGUUUACUUUUUUCCUAUUGGGAGUUCAUGUAUGUAGAAAUUCUGUAUUUCAUUUUGUUAUGCAUUUUGAAGCCUAUCUAUGAAGACAAGCAAGUCCCUGAAAGGUAUUUUAAAAUUUGCUAUGUUCUAAUAAGGUUCAGUCUAUGCUUACUGAAUAUCACAUGGACUUAACUUUUCUUAUCAAAAUGUGUUUUAGUAAUUUAUUUAACAAGAAUCCUCAAACUUUGGAAAUAUAGUGAUUGCUAGGGCAUUGACCUUGCUCAGGCAAUUAAACAAACAACAACAACAACAACACUGUAUUAGCAUAGAGAAUAAAAAUGGAUUUUUUUUUCUGCUGAAUCUUCAUGAAACAUCUUUAUUAAGAAAACGUGCCAGGCAAUGUUCUGAACUUCAAAACAAGAACUGAAUUCAGUUAUCCUCAAUGAACCUCUUUUUAAGUUGUACUGAUGUAAUUUACAAAGAUUUUUGCCAAAUAUGUAUUUCUUUAUAU